This is a messenger RNA of Balaenoptera musculus (blue whale), 1050 nucleotides long. RefSeq names its product protein enabled homolog. The record is from RefSeq and is a predicted model, not a curated record. Gene Ontology annotation, biological process: axon guidance; actin polymerization or depolymerization; actin polymerization-dependent cell motility. NCBI's taxonomy places the organism in Eukaryota, Metazoa, Chordata, Mammalia, Artiodactyla, Balaenopteridae. Gene Ontology annotation, molecular function: profilin binding; SH3 domain binding.
AUGCCUAAACAAGGACAAGUUCUGACAGAGAAAGAGUGUGGACCUGUAAUUGUGAGUUCUUACUGCAUCAACUCCUGGACAGAGGCUGUCACACCUUUACAGAAGGAGAAGCAUCAGCUCCAGAUUAACUGUCAGGCAAGAGCUGCUGUGAUGGUUUAUGACGAUGCCAAUAAAAAGUGGGUGCCAGCUGGUGGUUCAGCUGGGUUCAGCAGAGUUCGUAUAUAUCAUCAUACAGGCAACAACAUGUUCAGAGUGGUGAGCAGGAAGAUUCAGGACCAUCAGGUCGUGAUAAACCGUGCCGUUCCUAAAGGGCUGAAGUACAAUCAAGCUACACAGACCUUCCACCAAUGGUGGGAUGCUAGACAGGUAUAUGGUCUCAACUUUGGCAGCAAAGAAGAUGCCAGGUUCGCAAGUGCCGUGACGCACGCCUUAGAAGUGUUGAAUUCACAGGAAACGGGGCCAACAUUGCCUAGACAAAAUUCACAGCUACCUGCCCAAGUUCAGAAUGGCCCAUCACAAGGAGAAUUGGAAAUUCAAAGAAGGCAACUACAAGAACAGCAACGACAAAAGGAGCUGGAGUGGGAAAGGCUGGAGAGAGAAAGGAUGGAAAGGGAGAGACUGGCGAGGGAGAGGCUAGAAAGGGAAAGGCUGGAGACGGAGCGACUGAAGCAGGAGCAGCUGGAGAGACAGAGAGAAGAGCGGGAGGGGCUGGAGAGACUGGACCGGGAAAGGCCAGAAAGAGAGCCGCACGAGCAGCUAGAAAGGGAGCAGCUGGAAUGCGAGCGAGAGCAAAGAAUAUCAGCUGCUGCUGCCCCUGCCUCUGAGGAGACCCCCGCAUCUGAGCCAGGCUCGCAGGCCGCCUCUCAGCCGGCAGAGACUCCAGCCCAGCAGGGCAUUGUCUUGGGACCACCUGCACCUCCACCCCCUUCUCCACUCCACCAGGUCCUGCCCAGGCAUCAGCCUCACUCCCUCCUCCCCCAGGACCCCCUCCACUCCCUCCACUUCCACCCUCGUCCUUGGGCCUCCACCUCCUCCACCACCGCUUCCUAA